This is a messenger RNA of Marasmius oreades (fairy-ring Marasmius), 1176 nucleotides long. RefSeq lists its product as uncharacterized. The coding region runs from base 1 to 1176 and encodes 391 amino acids. Lineage: Eukaryota; Fungi; Basidiomycota; Agaricomycetes; Agaricales; Marasmiaceae. The transcript has 22 exons. The record is from RefSeq and is a predicted model, not a curated record.
AUGUCUUUGACCCUGGUAGUACUACCGGAACACAACUUUCUUCUCGAAACUAUGGGUGUUUCGCUUUUCGGCGUUGUGAUGGCAGCGUUCCUCUACGGUAUAACAGGCGCCCAAGUUAUAUAUUAUUUCGUAUGGACCGUUCCAGACGCUCCGCAAGACAGGCGAGACGGGUGGGUAUUGAAGACACUCGUUUUGUUCGUCUUUGCAUUCGAUACUAUACACAUGAUGUUGAUUACGCAUACCAUGUACUAUUAUCUUGUUUCACAUCACAACGACCCCGCCGCACUUAAUGAAUGUGUUUGGAGCCUCCUCCUCGAAGUAUUGUUCAAUGGUCUUGUUGCUUUGUUGGUUCAAGGUUUCCUUACGAAUCGUGUUUGGCGACUGAGCAAACGUGUGCCCCUCACCGGAGUAGCGUGUCUUUUGGUGUUGGCGGAGUUUGUAUGCAUAUUCACUUUUGCGGUUGAUGGUCUCAUUCGUGUCAAAACCUUUGAAGACCUCGCGAAGAUGAAGGGACUCUCAAUCACCGUCAAUGCGCUUGCGGCUAUCAGCGACCUCUACAUUGCCCUUGCACUUUGUUGGCUUUUGCACUCAUCGCAAACCGGAUAUCGAAAGUCGGAUACACUCGUUCGAAAACUCAGCAUUUACGCGCUCAAUACCGGGGCUGUGACAAGUGCUUGUGCUCUCGCAUCAUUAGUCUCGAUCAUUGCCGCCCCCAACACAUUCAUUUAUAUCAUGUUCUUCUUCUGCAUCGGUCGCCUAUAUGCCAAUUCCCUCCUGGCCAGUCUCAACAUGAGACCCCACGUCCGGACUCUGGCGGAAAAUAAUAACUUUGGUAGUAGCUUAUUCGACGAUGUCAAGUUCGCGACGAUGACUUCUACUCGGACAAAGAGUCGCAACUCGAAUCGUGAAAAAUGUGGGUGCCAUUGUCAUUCCUCGAGUGUGGACGAGAAAGUCAAGAACGAUAACGACGGUGAGAAACGAAGGUCGCAGUCGUUCUCGAUUCAUUUGAGCGAUAUUAUCGAAGAGGGUUCCGAUACCUGUGGAAUUGUCAGCGUCAACGUGGUGGCGGAUGCGGGUGCGGGUGCGGGUGCGGAUGCAAGUCCUGCAAGUCCUAUGGGUCUUUCGUCGACGUGCCCUCCGCCGCGGACGGUCUUGGUUGGAGAACUAGCUGUGUAG